Messenger RNA from Aureobasidium pullulans EXF-150, 1410 nucleotides. Its product is annotated as putative Myo-inositol transporter 1. Gene Ontology annotation, biological process: carbohydrate transport; transmembrane transport. The annotation marks the transcript as partial. The transcript has 13 exons. Gene Ontology annotation, cellular component: membrane. NCBI's taxonomy places the organism in Eukaryota, Fungi, Ascomycota, Dothideomycetes, Dothideales, Saccotheciaceae. Gene Ontology annotation, molecular function: carbohydrate:proton symporter activity. The record is from RefSeq and is a predicted model, not a curated record.
CUUAACUGGUUCGGGCGCGGCAGACCGCUGCAGAUUGCCAUCAUGGUGACUUGCCAGCUUGCAUUCAUUCUAUUUGGCUACGAUCAAGGUGUCUUCUCUGGAAUUGUUAGAAACCCAGAUUGGCUGAAAACCUUCGGCCAUCCCGGAAGUGGACUUGAGGGUAUUAUUGUGUCAAUCUACAAUCUUGGAGCCUUCAGUGGCUGCAUAUUGGCUUUCCUGGGAGGCGAGAAGGCUGGCAGACGCAUGUCUAUGUGGAUCGCUAUGGUCUUUAUCAUCGUGGGUGCAAUCCUCCAAACGACUUCCUAUGGCGUCCCCCAAAUCCUGGUCGCCCGUUACAUUACUGGAAUUGGCACUGGUAUCGAAACCAGCACUGUCCCCAUGUACCAAAGUGAACUGGUAGAGGCACACAAGCGUGGUCGCGUCGUCAGCUCCGAACCACUUUUCGUUGGCGUUGGAAUUGUUAUUGCAUACUUUUUCGAUUAUGGCAUCGCAUAUGCAGGUGGACCGAUUGCAUGGCGUCUUCCAAUUGCUUGUCAAAUCAUCUUUGCUAUUGUUGUCAUCGUUAUGGUAUUCGGCGUUCCAGAAUCACCCAGAUACCUCUACAAGGAAGGCCGUAACGAAGAGGCUUUGCAAGUCUUGUGCGACGUCUACGAUGGUACACCUGAAGAUGAGAAAAUUGCUCGUGAACAAAAGGACAUUUUGGAUGCACUAGCGAUGGAACGCGCACACGGCGAAUACAAAUGGAGCCAGAUCUUCAAGCAAGAUGAAGUUCAGACUGGAAGACGUGUCCUCCUUGCGUACGGCAUGCAGUUCAUGAACCAAAUUGGUGGCAUCAACUUGGUCGUAUACUAUGUCCCGACAGCUCUCGAAACAAACGUUGGACUUACUCGCAACUUGUCACUUCUCAUCGGUGGAUUUGUGCAAUGCUGCUUCUUCAUUGGAUCGCUGGUCCCAACAUUCUUCCUCGACAAGAUGGGCCGAAGACGACCAAUGAUGUGGGGUUCUCUCGGUCUUGCCAUUUCCAUGAUGCUCAUCGCCAUCUUGCUGAGCUUUACUCGGGAACGUGGUUACUCUGAUAGCGUGAAGACGGCCACUUCUAGUGCAGCCGUGACUUUCUUCUUUACCUACAUGCUUUGCUUUGGUGCUUCGGCAAAUUGCAUUCCUUGGGUUUACGUGCCUGAGAUUCUACCUCUACACGCAAGAGCCAAAGGAACGGCCAUUGGAGUAUCCUCAAACUGGCUCUGGAACUUCGUCGUGGUUAUGAUUACACCAACCCUCCUCAACAACCUCCGAUGGCAAGCCUACCUCAUUUUCAUGUGCACCAACCUCGCAUUUAUCCCUCUGGUCUACUUCUGCUAUCCCGAAACCUCAAAUUUGACCCUGGAAGAAGUGGAUUUCCUAUUCAUCAAG